Molecule: messenger RNA, 1926 nt
Organism: Myotis daubentonii (Daubenton's bat)
Lineage: Eukaryota; Metazoa; Chordata; Mammalia; Chiroptera; Vespertilionidae
Product: myelin P2 protein
Biological process (GO): membrane organization
Cellular component (GO): myelin sheath
Molecular function (GO): lipid binding
Source: RefSeq, a predicted model, not a curated record
UCUCACCGGGACCCGGGCUGCACUCUCCUCCGGCACAAUGAGCAGCGGCUUUGUGGGCACCUGGAAGCUGGUCUCCAGCGAGCACUUCGAUGACUACAUGAGAGCGCUGGGUGUGGGGUUAGCCACCAGAAAACUGGGAAAUUUGGCCAAGCCCAAAGUGAUCAUCAGUAAGAAAGGGGAUACUAUAACCAUAAGGACUGAAAGCACCUUUAAAAAUACAGAGAUCUCUUUCAAGCUUGGCCAGGAAUUUGAAGAAACCACAGCUGACAACCGGAAAACAAAGAGCGUCGUAACCUUGGCCAGAGGCUCAUUGAAUCAAGUGCAGAAAUGGGAUGGCAAAGAGACCACAAUAAAGAGAAAGCUGGUGGAUGGGAAAAUGGUAGUGGAAUGUAAGAUGAAAGGCGUGGUCUGCACCAGAAUCUAUGAGAAGGUCUGAGAAAAUCGAUGCCUCGUUGACCUGAUAUUUGCUCAGCUGUUUCCAUGGCAGAGUCUGACUACACUGCAGUUUGCUUGUUCUUGCUUUUAUCUUAAUAGAUCAGACAGGAUUAAUUUACAAUCCAGCAUUAUUCGAAUAUGUUCAAUAUUCGAAUUGCUUGCAUAUCUUUGCUGUCUUAAAGUGUCUAGAUUGCCCUGACCUAAAUAGUUGAUAAUGUCAUGUAAUUAAUUGUAAAAUUCUAACUUGCAUUUUGCAUACCUGCAAUGAUAAUAAAAGGAAGUAAACAUUCUGGUCAGGGGUAGCUCACACAGAUGCCUGCCAGGCGGGAGUGCCGAGGGGGAGGAGCGGAAGUGAGGCAACCCAGAGGAGCAGCUCCAGCCAAGACAAGCCGUCUCUACUCGACUCCAGCCAAUUUUUUCAAAUUGAGGUUAACUUAUAGACAGCGAAAUGCACAUGUCUUCAAGGUAAAGUUUAACCCAUUGCACGCACCCAUGUCACUCACAUCCUGUUCAAGACAUAGUGCAUUUCCUUAACCCCAGAAUGCUUUCCCAUGCCCCUUCCCAGGUCAUGUCCUGCCCUGCCCACCUCCAACAAAAGCAAACAGUGGCUUAGUUUCUAUCACCAGAGAUUCGUUUUGCCUGUUCUCAAACUUCAUGUAAAUGGAUUCAUAUGUUAUGUGUUCUUUUGUUUGCCUUUUAAAACUCAGCAUGUUUUUGAAAUUCAUCCAUAUUGUUCCUGCAGCAGUAAUGGGUUUCUUCUUAUUGCUGAGUAGUAUCUCAUUGUGUGAAUGUAUCACAGAUUCUUUAUCUCUUAUUCUCUUGAAACAGUUGGGCUAUUUCAAUUUGGGGCUAUGAUGAGCAAAGCUCCUACAAACAUUCGCAUACAAGGCUGUUUGUAGAUACACGAGUUCCUCCCUUUUGGAUGAAUUACUAGGCAUGAAAUUCCUGGGUCCAGUUGGUUUUGACAGGCAGGAAUGAAGGAACUCUGUGUUCCAAUAAUAAUGAAACUAUUUCCGAUGUAUUACAUGAUUGAGCAAAUGAGAAGAUGUAUUAACGUUAGGAGACAGAAUUCUCCCUCUGGAAGAAGGAACAUGCAGCUAUGGAAUGAGGGGGAAGCAAACAAUGUGAAAAUGCACUGGGAUAGAUGGAAAUUCACGGUUUCUAAGGCAUGUAUUUGUAUGUGUGUGUACAAUGUGACAUGCAUACCUGCAUGUCCUGAUGUGCGUAUGCACAUAUGUGUUAAUGUGUAUGUAUACAGUAGUUCCCCCUUAGCCUUAGGGGAUACGCUCCCAGACCCCCAGUGGAUGUCUGAAACCACAGAUAGUACCAAACCCUACACAUACUGUGUUGUUGCCCUAUACAUACAGACCUACGAUAAAGUUUAAUUUGUAAGUUAGGCACAGAAAGAUAUUAACACCAAGAGCUAACAAGAAAAUAGAACAAUUAUGACAAUAUACUCUAAUAAACGUUAUGUGUGUGUGGUCUCUCUCA